AUGGAAGUUAUUUAUCUAACCUAUGGCGUUCCAUCAGUUAUCCUAACACUCUUUUUCUUGAUAUUUUUGAACAGAACCGAGUUCAAAUACUCAUUCUACCGUAUCCUUCAAUGCGAUCUAAUUGUCAAUGUCUUUUGCUUUCUGAAUGGUUGGUUUUCUCGUUUCUCCAAAUGGUCUUACACGGCUCCAAUGAUGCUUGUUGUCUAUGAAAAUUUCUACUUUGCAUUCCAUUUGAAUUCAUUUGGUAUCAACUUUUUCUAUAACCUACAAUCAAUGAGUGUCAUUAUCAUGUCUGUUCACCGUUUGUCCUCAUCCGAGUUUAUCAAUGCGAAUGAUUUCUGGACAAAAUAUUAUCUUCCAAUAUAUAUUUUUACUGUAAGCACUUUUGUCUGCUUCAACCUAACUGUCUACUUGGGCAACUGGACUCCUCGCCCACUUCGUUACAGUGAACCAACCAAAGUUUUUGUGUCUGUUGCUGCUGAAGGGCCCAAAAGUGUGGUUUGGACCCAAAUAUUUUUCUGGAUGACACUCACCUAUUUUUUGGUGAUUUUGUUCACCAAUAUCCUCACCAUCAUUUCAAUCAAAACCCGUUACAAUAAAAAUUCUUCGAGCGAGAAAACUCGAAGAAUGAUGAAAAGCUUGACUAUAAUCACUUCCAUCAACUCCUCCAUAUUUUUCAUUGUGUUCAUUUGGCAAUCAAUUGGAAAAGGACUUAUGGAACUUCAAUCCUAUAUGGCUACUAUGUAUCUUUUGUCCGAUUCGAUGACCUUACUUCUUCCAUAUAUGCUUCUAGUCUUUGACCGUAACGUUCGGAAAGCCAUGGCAAAAGUCAUUGGAGGUCAAGCAGCGUGUUUGGCAAAAAGUUUGGGAAAUGAUUCUUUACUUAUCAGGAAUACAAGUGUCAUCAAUGUUAUCACAACAAAAAGUGUUUAA
Caenorhabditis briggsae is the source of this 933-nucleotide messenger RNA. Gene Ontology annotation, cellular component: membrane. Gene Ontology annotation, biological process: sensory perception of chemical stimulus. The record is from RefSeq and is a predicted model, not a curated record. The transcript has 4 exons. The coding region runs from base 1 to 933 and encodes 310 amino acids. Gene Ontology annotation, molecular function: transmembrane signaling receptor activity. NCBI's taxonomy places the organism in Eukaryota, Metazoa, Nematoda, Chromadorea, Rhabditida, Rhabditidae.